This is a messenger RNA of Ceraceosorus bombacis, 608 nucleotides long. The record is from the annotation of a GenBank genome assembly. NCBI's taxonomy places the organism in Eukaryota, Fungi, Basidiomycota, Exobasidiomycetes, Ceraceosorales, Ceraceosoraceae.
AUGGACCAUCCUCAAGCGCUGUUCGAUCGAGCCAUCUUGCAAUCUUCGCCCGCAUCGACGAUCCUGACAUCAUCGCAAGCUUCCAAAGUCGCCGAUGAUCUCAUCGGCGCACUACCAGCCGGCUCGACACCCAGCAACGCCAGCAUGGCCGAGCUGCUAUACAUCUGCGCAAGCCAAAGCUUCAUCGAAGAAUGCCGCGGCUCAACCUCGUCUUUGCGCCGAUGGCAUGGAACAAGUGGGAUGGGGGCGGUGUUUGUGGAUCUGAGAUUGGAGUCGUACGGUGUGCCUGCAUGGGCACGUCCAGGCGAUCGUCUGGGCAUCGCAGGGCCUGGCAACGUACGUCGACUUUGCUCAGCCCACUCGACGAUUGGCACACAGGUUGCGCGAAAAAGGGUUGGGAGGUGACGCUGUACGAGUUGGAUUUGGAUUGCAUGACCUUUGCACAGUCCUUGGAAGGCUGCGCAUUGCAUUGCGUAGAGUUGCCGCUGCUCUUUGGACAGCAAGACGCUUGGAAGCGCGCCCCGAUGCUUGGCGACGAAGCUUGGAGGAAUGUGCAGAGGAGAGGCAAGAAGUCACAGUUGGAAAGAGGCUUGGAUCGCUUUUGCUAA